Messenger RNA from Seminavis robusta, 543 nucleotides. Lineage: Eukaryota; Bacillariophyta; Bacillariophyceae; Naviculales; Naviculaceae. The record is from the annotation of a GenBank genome assembly.
AUGACUUCCUUCACGGCAAUCGACAACUUUGCCAAAGCCACACUAACAACCAUCCCAGCCGAUGAAAAGCCCACCUACAACACCCUCAAGAUCAUUCAUCAAGAAUUGAAUGCCAAUGCCAUGGCGGUACCAUCCACCCUUGGAGGAGGACACUAUGGCCACCUAGCACUUGUCAUUCCACCAGCAUCCUUCAAUGCACUCCCCAAUACAGCCCCAUUGGUCACACCAGUCCACCCAGGACCUGAACCCAUUCAUGGAGAUGCUCCCACCGCGGCACAAAUCACGGAAACCAACAGGACAUACGCAGCCAACGAAAACAAGUUCCUCAUCUACAGAGCCACCGAAACAGCCCUCCAGAAACAACUUUUGGAAGCCAUCCCAGACACAUUCAUCAAGUCAUUGAAACACGAAAUGUAUGGGUAUGCCCAGGUCACAGCAUUGGCCAUCCUCACGCAUCUAGAUACGACUUAUGGAAAAGUCAAUGCCGAUGAUCUCGAGGACAACAUGAGUCCUACUCAACCCAUUGAAGACCUCUACAACUAG